Molecule: messenger RNA, 1524 nt
Organism: Verticillium nonalfalfae
Lineage: Eukaryota; Fungi; Ascomycota; Sordariomycetes; Glomerellales; Plectosphaerellaceae
Exons: 7
Coding region: 1-1524 (507 amino acids)
Molecular function (GO): oxidoreductase activity, acting on paired donors, with incorporation or reduction of molecular oxygen
Source: RefSeq, a predicted model, not a curated record
AUGUCUGAGACGCAGGGCCCGACUGUCAUUGCAGUCGCCGCUGUUUUUGCUGUUUUACUCUUCUUUACCCUCAUUUUGAGGAUAUAUGCCAGAGUCGCUGUCGUCAAGUCCGUUGGGCCAGAUGACUACCUCAUCAUAGUUGCUGCCCUUCUAUCUUGGGCUUUCAUUGCUUGUGUCAUCAAGUCCGUGGAACAUGGCCUCGGUAGCCACUAUCCAGAGGUUAUAGCCCGCGGAACCGAAAACUUCAUCACCUAUCUGCAGGUGGUAUGGCUUUCCUCCAUCUUUUACAACGCCUGUCUCGGCUUCAUCAAGAUUUCGGUCCUCGCUCUCUACAUGCGCCUCGGCGAUCGAAAGCUUCGCCGUGUCGCCAUGGUUAUGGUUGGUGUCAUAUGUUGCCAGGCUGGCGCCAACGUCCUGGCUUGCAUUUUCCAAUGCGCGCCCGUGAGCGCAGCCUACGACGUCCGCAUCCUGCCCACAGACAAGAAGUGUAUCGACAUCAACGCCUUCUAUCUUGCCAAUGCCGCGGUCAACAUUUUUACCGACAUUCUAACCUACACGCUCCCGAUUCCCUUGGUUGUCAAGCUGCAGAUCCCUCGUCAGCAGAAGAUUGGCCUGGCCGUUAUCCUAGGCCUAGGUCUCUUUGCUUGCGUGUCCUCCAUCAUCCGAAUUACCUACAUUCCCCAGAUGCUCGUCUCCGAUGACCCCACCUGGGCUAUCACGGGCGCGAUGUACUGGUCAGUUAUCGAAACGAACAUUGGUAUCCUGGCCGCCUCGAUUCCAUCCUACAAGGCCAUUGCCAAGCGCUACGCUCCUCGCCUUUUGGGAACCUCAAGCAACGGUAGCCACAAGCGUUCUGUUUUCAAGAUGAUGAAGGGUGGCAGUGGUGGUCCCAGCCAGCACACCGGGGGCGACAUGAAGCCGACGAGCACGAAGCCUACUUUCAGCACGUUCGACACACACGCUACGAAUGACAACAGCAGCGAGGAGGUUCUCUUCACACCGACGGGGCGGAUCGGUGUCAAGACGGAAAUCGUUCACCAGUUCGAGGAAGCGGGCAAUGGCCAGGAUAGCUUCGGAGGUGGGCUCCCUUUGCAAGGUGUGCGACACAGCAGCAAACCCGACUCUGGUCUAGACCACCUCCUCAUCCUCACCGGCGCGGCAGUGAUUCGAGACGAGACGUUGAACAACGUGGAGCGUAAGCUAGAAGAGGCCUCUUCUCUCUGGCCCAUUGAUGUCGCGGUUAAAUAUAACGGCAUCAACUUUGCAGAAAUCGAUAUUAACUCGCCAUAUCCCAAUGAGUACGAAGCCACCAACCUCGUCGCUAAUCGCGAGUCCAUUACGGAUACGACGGGCGGCUUUGCAAUCUUUAAGACGCUGCUAAUCGACGGCGCACAUGAGUUUGCCGAGUACAUUGUCCUUAAGCUUGUGCCACGAGGCGUAUUUCGGACUGAGUAUGAAGAGAAGAGCUUGAGGGAGAGCCUGGGCAUUCCUAGGCCCGUGAAUCGAUAUGGUCGGAAGAAGUAG